Messenger RNA from Enhydra lutris kenyoni (northern sea otter), 569 nucleotides. RefSeq names its product chromosome unknown C8orf89 homolog. The coding region runs from base 34 to 519 and encodes 161 amino acids. Lineage: Eukaryota; Metazoa; Chordata; Mammalia; Carnivora; Mustelidae. The record is from RefSeq and is a predicted model, not a curated record. The transcript has 4 exons.
UCACUUUCAUCAGCACUGUCGAAAGGAGAAAAAAUGCCAGUCCUGUCUCCGGAAAUCAAAUUUGAUACUUCCAAUGUUACCAGAAAUUCCUUUGACAGUUGUUUUCUUUUUGAGAGUAGUUGGAGGAAAGCAGUUUUAGAAACACAAAAGAUGAAGAAAGAAUACACCACAGCCUUUGGUCUAGAAGAGUUCAAAGAAUGUGUCAAGAUGCCAUAUUUACCAGGACUGCAGAGUUGCCCAAAAAGUGUAAGUUCAACUCCACUGGAAGUUCGUCCGAGACUGCUGCAGGCUGAGCCCGAGAUGUGUCCAGUCAGGAUAAGGAAGACUAAGGAAACCCACACUGUGGUACCACUUCAGGAGAAACCAAAGGUUUCCGGCUUCAGUGAUCCUCUUGCUGGAGCAUCAUCUCAAUACUUACAGAGACUUUCCAAAAUGGCCAUAUUGGAGUAUGAUACCAUUCGUCAAGAAACUACUAGAAAAUCCAAAAAGAGCAAGAAACGAGACCUGCGAGACUGCUGAUAAGUAUCACAUCACAUGCGAUGCUUUCUUAACUGAUGUCUAAGGUUUAU